Molecule: messenger RNA, 875 nt
Organism: Cornus florida
Lineage: Eukaryota; Viridiplantae; Streptophyta; Magnoliopsida; Cornales; Cornaceae
Product: heavy metal-associated isoprenylated plant protein 39-like
Exons: 3
Coding region: 242-583 (113 amino acids)
Molecular function (GO): metal ion binding
Source: RefSeq, a predicted model, not a curated record
AAAUGGACAAGUUCAAGAAACUGACCCUAAAGGCCAUUCAAUGAAGACUUGGUCUAGUCUUCGAGAAGUUUCAAGGAAGAUUGAUUAAAAAAAUACGAGAAACGUUGUUUGGUUCGUCUCCCUCUCUACAGUUGACUUCAAUUUCAGCAUUAUUUAAUGCGUCCAUUGGUUCAUCCUCCUCCUUCAACAAAAAGUUGUAUUGAAAUUGGAUUUACAUGAUGACAAAGCAAAGCAAAAGGCCAUGAAAGCAGUUUCCAGCCUUCAAGGAGUUGAGUCCCUUGCUAUGGACAUGAAGGAGAAGAAACUAACAGUAAUCGGCCAUGUUGAUCCAGUUGAAGUGGUCAGCAAACUGCGAAAAUUGUUUCACGCAGAGAUAUUAACAGUUGGGCCGCCAAAAGAACCCGAGAAGAAGAAGGAUGAGCCAAAAAAAGAUGAAGCCAAGAAGGAUGAUGGUAAAAAGAAGGAUCCAAAUGAACAGAUUGCGGAGCUUGUCAAGGCCUACAAAGCUUAUAAUCCUCACAUGACACAAUACUAUUAUGUCCAAAGCGUAGAAGAAAACCCAAAUGCUUGUGUGAUCUCUUGAUCAUGAGAUCUAUGAAAAGAGAAAGCUGAGGAAGUUUUGUAUUCACUGGUCAGAAACUUGAAUCGUGCCCAAGAGCCUAUUUGAGACAGCAGGGAAUAGCAGAGGUUCUGCUAUGAAUAGUUAAUGAUGGUGGAUUGGGUAGGUUGAUUUUCAUUGAUGUUUUUAGAAGAUGUGAUAUAUAGACUACAGUACAGAGCAUAAUAAUAAAUUUUGGAACUCAUGAACAUAUAGUUGUUCAUAAUGAUUGAGAGCUUGAUGUUUUGAAUGAAUAAAGUUUAGAUUUUUGAAACAA